ACGUCUGCAGCUCCCCCCACCCCUCCCCUGUCAAAUCAAAUAAAAUAGAAAAAACAAAAACAAAAAAAAAAAGGAAAAAAAUGGCCAGUGGGAGUGGUUUAUUUGAGUUUUGCAGUUUAUUUGUAUUUUGCAGUGCUGGCAGUAACAACCAAGCCCCAGUAACAACUCUAGUGGCAAUAAAAUAAGAAUAAAGAUCACAGGUGAAGGGCCUCAGAAACAGUGGGCGUGCCUAACCUGGAAAACUCAGCAAGGAGGUUGGGGAGAGGGCCAGUGCUGAAGAGGAACAGAGGCAGCACCAAUGAGGAGACCAGCAUGGCAGCCAUAUAAGCCAAGCGGCCCAGCCCAAGCCCUACUGUGCCCCAGGAUGGCAGGGGCGGGAAUAAAGGCUGUGCUCCUGAUAGUGGCUCUUCUCUGCCUGGAGGGAGCCUGGGCCUUAAAAUGCCACAACUGCAGUGAAUUCUCUGACACCUGCUCCAGACCAGUAGAAUGUCCCAGAAGCAGCCAAUACUGCACCGUAGAGAAACUGAACUAUGAAGACUCAGGUGUGAUCGUCAGUGCCGUGGACAAGCGGUGUGUGGAUUCUUGCCUGUUGUUGGAGCAAUCCAGAGUCUCCGGAAUCCAGGACUUGUAUUUCUACUGCUGCGCCACUGACCUGUGUAACAGCGCCAGGGGCUUGGGGCUGGAUGCUGCAACCAGUGUACUGAUACUUGUGCCUCCUGUCCUGGCCACCCUUUUGGGAGCCUCUCUGUGACCAAAGGUGUGAACAAUGGGCAAACUCUGGGAUGUCACAACUCUAAGUGCUGCCUCUCUCAGGCUGUGCCAGAUACCUUCCCAUCUUUGACCCUGCCUGUGUCUCUUCCAGGGUCCUUAGCCUUUGGGGCUGCUUGCCUCUCUCCUAGGAGACUGACUUUUCAUCCCCUUGGUCCAGAAGUAAGCCAGAAGUAGAGCAUGUUGGCCUGAUGUGACUAACUCUGAAGCUCCCUGGGUCAGGUUCUGAGCCCCUGCCUGAUCUCUCAGCUAUGCUAGACCUUCAGGGACACCUCCAGAAUAAAACUCAUGCAUGUGGGGUCUGUCUCGAGGACUGCUUGCAAAGAACCAAAUCCAUAACCUGGAUCACAUGGAUGAGGCCGUACGAGCAGAGUUGUGUGUGUCCUCUCAGUUGAAAAUCCCAAUGUAUUUCAUGCUGUGGGAGUAUUAAACAGAUUCACUCUG
This is a messenger RNA of Erinaceus europaeus (western European hedgehog), 1212 nucleotides long. RefSeq names its product ly-6/neurotoxin-like protein 1. The transcript is spliced from 3 exons. Gene Ontology annotation, molecular function: acetylcholine receptor inhibitor activity. The coding region runs from base 299 to 751 and encodes 150 amino acids. The record is from RefSeq and is a predicted model, not a curated record. Lineage: Eukaryota; Metazoa; Chordata; Mammalia; Eulipotyphla; Erinaceidae.